CUCAGAGUUUAUCGGAAAUACAAAUUUUAAUCCAAAUGAAUUAUUUUAAAAUGAUGAGCAUAGUCUAGCGUUGAAAAUCUCCAUUUCUUCAUAUCAAAAUAGACUUUUGUUCUUUGCCUUCUUCAAACAAUAUCCAGCAUAUCUGCAAUCUAAAAGAAUUGUUUUGGGGAGGAGGGGUCAGUACACAAUGCCACAUCGUGUACUGUUAUAGCCUAAAACAGUUUAACUUAAGGCCCAUUACACAAGGACCCAAAAUUUACUCUUUCCCUUUUUUUAAAAAAAAAGUUAAAAUCUACCUUAUCAUUCUAACUCAAACAUCUUCCCUGCCGUUCGUUUACUUCGAAGGAGAGCUUCAUCGUCCGUCAAAGCCAACAUCGUCGCCCUUCGUCAUCCACAUCAGGUUCUUCCUUCACCGACAUUCUUAACUCGAAAUUAAGGUACGACGGUGACCCUUCAUGAUUUUCUUUAAGAAAUUAUCAAUUCUUUGCUCCGAAUCAGAAUAUCAGAUGACCCAAUUUAUACUAGGGUUUUAUUUCCUUUAAUUUCAACGCACAGGUUCGGUUUUGUGGAGUUGAAGUUUCCCCCUUUUUUUGUUUUUUUUCUUAUGGGAGGUUUGGAAACUCAUUUGUUUUUAGUCAAACCUCUAUUGAUUGAAACUCUCUUUCUUAACUAAAGGAAAUUGGAUGAGGCAGAGUUGUUUUUUUUUUUGGUUUGAAAAUGUACUCAAAUCUAGUCCUUUUAUUAGCACAGGUAAUUCACUCAAUUUGUUUUGAAAGAUAUGACAAAAAAAUCUUUGGUAGGAACAAAGCUUUCAUUUUCUUUGUUUUGACUCAUGUAUCAUACUUUCCUGGAAAAAAAAUUUAAUCUGGGCUCCAAGUUUUGAAAUCCUAAUUCACCUUCUUGUUUUUCCAAAUAUUUUCCUUAAUUUUUGAUUUAAGAUAGAAACCCCUUUGAAGCGAAAGAAUACAAUUCUUUCCUUGUGGUGAUAAAAUGUUUACUAAAGUUUGGUGGCAAAGAAUAAGGUUUUGUUCCACUUUAGAGUGUACUUUUACAAACCAUGGUGACAAAAGUAUGUUAAACUUUUCUUUUAGUACUCAAGAUAAUUCUUCAACCUUAGAAACAACUUUACCUUUCAACUUUGUUGGUUUUUUUUCUAUUGAAUUUAAUAGGUUGUCAAUGGUUAAUCAAAUGCCCCUCUUUUUAAACAAAUUCUUUUAAAGUCAUAAAAAUGAGUUUUUCAACGAUACGAUGAGUCUCCUCAGAAGUUUCAUCACUUUCAUGCCAAAAUAUAUAUUGUAAGGUUAGUUCAACAACUUAUAAUUAUAGGCUAAAAUGUAAUAUUAUGAAUUUAUAACCCACUCACCUGAUAAUACUUUGAUGACAGUUGGGAGGUUUAUGACUCUGCUAUGAUGCUAGUAUUCCUUCAUUGAUAGUUCUUGAUCAGCAGCCCCUCCUUAAUUACUUUUCAAGAAUAUUUGCAUGUUCACCUUAAUAGAAAUUUUGGCUUAUGCAGGUGUUGGUUUUUUUUCCUUUAGGAUGGAGUUUAUGAUGUUUGGAAUAGGAUGAAUUGAUGGGGUAUGUUUGUGGUUUUAAUUAUAUGAGGUAAAGUGUAAAUGGCUAGUUGAGCACUUGAGUCACUCUUGGCAGGGCUUAUAUUGAGGGGUAUGUUUAUAACCAACACCUUUAAUUUGAUAAUAUUUUUAUUUAUAUAGUGUGGAGUGUUAGAGUGUCAUCCACAUCGAAAGUUCAAUAAUUGGUAUAUAAGCUCUUGAGUUGAACUAAUUAAUCGGUUGGAUUCAAUCUUUUAAUGUGGUUCAACUCAAGUGUCUUACUGCCCAAUCUAGUUUUCCAUACAUAUCCCAAAUUCUAUCAUGGUAUCAGAGUAGGUUUUGGCCCACCUCGUUUGUCAAGGUGUCCGUCUAGACGUUCAUUCCUAGCGGCUCGUUAGUCUUUAGCCCAGUUGUGUGUAUGAUAUCAAAGGAACCAACUCAACCAAAAGCUCAAAUUUAUGGUUGUGGCCCAGGAACAAUUAUUUAUAUUCUUAACACGCCCCUCACGUGCAGGCGUAGUUUUUUUUCAAGACUUGCACGUGAAACUUUAAUUUUUUUAAAAUUGGGUGGUGCUGAGUUUCGAACUCGUGACCUCUUAGUCAACGAGGCUCUGAUACCAUAUCAAAAGAACCAACUCAACCAAAAGCUCAAGCUUAUGGUUGUGGCCCAGAAAUAAUUUUUUAUAUUCUAACAUGGAGCAUUUCCGUUCUCCCCUUUAUUUAGAAACAUGGGUCACUCUUUUAUCAAUGCUCUCACUUACUCUUUGCAGGAAACUUGUGAUGGUAGAGAAGUAGGGUCCCUCUCAUUAAUGGACAUGGCUUUGUUGUAGUAUAGGGUGGUAGUUUUGGUAGCAAGCCUUGGAGGGAUUUUGUGGAGAGAAAAAAAAAAGUAGGGUCCAUUACCUUUUAAUUUGAAGGACACAAUUUCUUGUGAGGUUUCAUUUUCUUUGACAGAGGCUCUCCUCAAUGCAUACUUCGUUUUUUUACAUGUAUAUUGUAUAGUUCUCCUUA
This is a messenger RNA of Cuscuta campestris, 2560 nucleotides long. Lineage: Eukaryota; Viridiplantae; Streptophyta; Magnoliopsida; Solanales; Convolvulaceae. The record is from the annotation of a GenBank genome assembly.